Betta splendens (Siamese fighting fish) is the source of this 10415-nucleotide messenger RNA. It is a transcript of the gene cacna1db, whose product is annotated as calcium channel, voltage-dependent, L type, alpha 1D subunit, b. Lineage: Eukaryota; Metazoa; Chordata; Actinopteri; Anabantiformes; Osphronemidae. Gene Ontology annotation, molecular function: high voltage-gated calcium channel activity. Gene Ontology annotation, biological process: calcium ion import across plasma membrane. The record is from RefSeq and is a predicted model, not a curated record. The coding region runs from base 991 to 7794 and encodes 2267 amino acids. The transcript has 52 exons. Gene Ontology annotation, cellular component: membrane; voltage-gated calcium channel complex.
CGCUAUUUCAGGAAGUGGCGUUUGCCAAAGUUUUAAAUUUAUUUUUUUAAUAGAGAUUGACCUGGAUUUUUUGUAAUUUUCAAUUCUAAUAGGACCACAGUGGCCAAGGAAUUGGUUGAGUAACGUUUUCGAUACUUAGCUUUAAAUUAAAGUAUCUUAACUUACAUUUUUAACUUUAGCUAGCAUGGAAAUAAACUAACCGUUAAGUUUAUUAAUCAAGCGGACAUUUAAAUCCCAGUACAAUUGACCGUCCUACAGUGAAGAACAUCAAAUUGAAAACUUUUUGUUAUUACUAAUUAAAUAUUUAUCUAUACGAAAAAAAUAUUAGGCUAACACAUUUUCCAUAGAUAACCCGCCACAGGGCGGUGCUGCUGCACACACGUUUGGGUCAAUUUUGACAUGUGGCCCUUAAACUAGGAUGUUUGUAGGCUACGUUGCAGAUCACAAUAAACAGCUGAUAAAAUGAUAGCGUUUUUAAGUAAGGUUCUAAUCCUACGCAAGUUUACGAAUUUUCUGUAGCCUAAAUGACACAGGAGCAGUCUGCAACGCGUACGAUGGCGACAGUAAGCAUUAACAAAACUAUUUAAACUCAAUGUGUGUUAUAGAGGAACCGCUGCAUAUUUACUGUAGUUUAAUGCAGUAGGCUACUUUGAAUCAUCGCGGCCUACAAUAACGUGCUCCCUGGCACAGCUGCCUGCCUCACCUGCCUCUGGGUGAGGGAACAUUGGACCAGGGAUUAUAACGGGAGGAUUACGCGCCACCGUGAAACUGUUGUCCUCCAUGCAGUCACAGGUAAUCCAAUCACUGGUAACCUUCCAGCACCGCUCCGACGACUCAUUUCCUCUCGAAUCGCCGAGGAGCGAGGGCAGAAGACGGCGAAAUGACGCCCCAGGGAAGUGCCAGGUGACAGAAUGCCGUUUAUUGUAAGAGGACGACCCCUGAGGGCGAUGACUUGGAUUUGACGCUGGUCUUUUCAAUGUGGAUUCGAGGAUGCAAGAAGCAGAUGAUCAGGCUGAAGGGGCACAGUAUGCCAGCAACAGAAGGACCACUCCCUCAGCUGAUGCCUCGGCAGUCUGGAAAGAAAGCCACACCCAUCUGCACCAGCUCCAUCCCCCAGACCCUCAGCAGGCCCCCUCCAGCACCGGCAAGCCCGUUGGCUCAUCUCAUGGCCUCCUCGGAGCAAACAGCAGCAUUGAGGGUCCCGGGGCUACUGGUUCUGGUGUUAGCCCUGUCCUCGCUUGGCAUGCCGCUAUUACCGCUGCUCGCCAAGCGCAGGGCGAAGCUGCAAAGCCCGACGUGAGCUCCCAACCCUCAGUUUGCACCACCGGAGCCGCUCCCGUAGGCUCACUGGCACAGAGGAAGAGGCAGCAGUAUGCCAAAAGCAAAAAGCAGGGGGGGUCCACCAACAGCAGACCACCCAGGGCUCUGUUCUGCCUCACCCUCAACAACCCCAUCCGCAGGGCCUGCAUCAGCCUGGUGGAGUGGAAACCAUUUGAUAUCUUUAUUCUGCUGUCUAUUUUUGCCAACUGUGUGGCCUUAGCCAUCUACAUCCCCUUCCCCGGAGACGACUCCAAUUCUACCAACCAAGAACUGGAAACAGUAGAAUAUGCCUUCCUGAUCAUUUUCACUAUAGAGACAUUUCUGAAGAUUAUUGCCUAUGGCCUGGUUAUGCACCAAAACUCCUACGUCAGAAAUGGCUGGAAUAUGCUGGACUUUGUCAUCGUCAUAGUGGGGCUGUUCAGCGUGGUUCUGGAGAUGAUAACCAAAGACGCUGACUCUGGUGGCCAGUCUGGAGGCAAACCUGGGGGGUUUGAUGUCAAGGCCCUCCGAGCCUUCCGAGUUCUACGACCCCUUCGCCUUGUCUCUGGAGUUCCUAGUUUACAGGUGGUUUUAAACUCCAUUAUUAAAGCCAUGGUUCCUCUGCUGCACAUUGCUCUACUGGUCCUAUUCGUCAUUAUCAUCUAUGCCAUCAUCGGCCUGGAGCUCUUUAUUGGCAAAAUGCAUGCCACAUGCUAUAUGAUCAAAACAGGUGCCCUCGCAGAAGAGGAGCCCACGCCGUGCGCGGUAUCGGGGCACGGACGUCAUUGCCCGCUCAACGGCACCGUUUGCAGAGAGGGCUGGCAGGGCCCCAACAACGGCAUCACCAACUUUGACAACUUUCUGUUUGCCAUGCUCACGGUGUUCCAGUGCAUCACCAUGGAGGGGUGGACUGACGUCCUCUACUGGAUGAAUGAUGCAAUGGGAUUUGAGCUGCCGUGGGUUUACUUUGUCAGUCUGGUCAUCUUUGGAUCCUUCUUUGUUCUCAACCUGGUUUUGGGUGUCCUGAGUGGAGAGUUUUCCAAGGAGCGAGAGAAGGCCAAGGCUCGAGGAGACUUCCAGAAGCUACGCGAGAAGCAGCAGCUUGAGGAAGACCUGAAGGGCUACUUGGACUGGAUCACCCAAGCCGAAGACAUUGACCCAGAGAAUGAGGAAGAAGGAGAUGAAGAGGGCAAGCGUAACCGGGUCACGCUGGCUGACCUCACUGAGAAGAAGAAAGGAAAGUUUGGCUGGUUCACUCAGUCCACAGAGACACAGGCCAGCAUGCCCACUAGCGAGACAGAGUCUGUGAACACAGAUAAUCACAACGGAGAUGAAGACAAAUCGCACUGCUGUGGACCUCUGUGUCAAAAAAUUACUAAGUCAAAAUGCAGUCGUCAGUGGCGGCGGUGGAACCGUUUUUGCCGCAGGAAGUGUCGUGCAGCUGUGAAGUCCGUGACCUUUUACUGGCUGGUCAUCAUCUUGGUGUUUCUCAACACUCUCACCAUCGCAUCCGAGCACUACAACCAACCGGAAUGGCUGACUGAAGUACAGGAUGUGGCGAACAAAGUUCUCCUGGCCAUGUUCACCUUGGAGAUGCUAGUGAAGAUGUACAGCUUGGGGCUGCAGGCCUACUUCGUGUCCCUGUUCAACCGCUUUGACUGUUUUGUGGUGUGUGGAGGCAUCAUAGAGACCAUCCUGGUGGAGCUGGCCAUCAUGUCCCCUUUAGGGAUCUCCGUUUUCCGCUGUGUGCGCCUCCUUAGGAUCUUCAAGGUUACACGUCACUGGGCGUCUCUCAGUAACCUCGUGGCUUCUUUGCUCAACUCCAUGAAGUCCAUUGCCUCUCUGUUGCUGCUGCUCUUCCUCUUCAUCAUCAUUUUCUCCCUACUUGGCAUGCAGCUCUUUGGGGGCAAGUUCAAUUUUGAUGAGACUGUGACCAAAAGAAGCACAUUCGAUAACUUUCCCCAGGCCCUGCUCACUGUCUUCCAGAUCUUGACAGGAGAAGACUGGAAUACUGUGAUGUAUGAUGGCAUCAUGGCGUAUGGGGGUCCAGCCUCUUCUGGAAUGGUGGUCUGCAUUUACUUCAUCAUACUCUUCAUCUGUGGAAACUACAUCUUGCUAAAUGUCUUCUUGGCCAUCGCCGUCGACAACCUAGCAGAUGCAGAAAGCCUCAACACGGCCCAGAAGGAGGAGGAAGAGGCCAAAAAGAGGAAGAAUAGUAUCAGGGAUGUUGUCACAGAGAAGAGAGUUGAAGUAACCGAAGACAAAGAUGGCGAAGCUAAGGUGGCAGGAGACGCUUUGCUAGAAGAAGACAAAGAGUUGUAUCCUGCCAUGGACUCUCCAGGGUGUGGUGAUGAUUAUAAUGAUGAUCUCCCAGAAGUCCCCUCUGGACCUCGUCCCCCAAGACUAUCUGAACUCAGCAUGAAGGAAAAGACUCCACCCAUACCUGAGGGCAGCGCCUUCUUCAUCUUCAGCAGUACGAACCCGUUCCGUGUACUCUGCCAUAAGCUGAUCAACCACCAAAUCUUCACCAACCUCAUUUUGGUCUUCAUCAUGCUCAGCUCUGUUUCUCUGGCCGCCGAGGACCCCAUACGCAAUUUCUCUGCUCGGAAUAUUAUACUUGGUUAUUUUGACUAUGCUUUCACCGCAAUCUUUACUGUUGAGAUCCUGUUGAAGAUCCUAGGCUAUGCAGACUAUGUCUUCACUAGUAUGUUUACAUUUGAGAUCCUUAUUAAGAUGACGGCGUUCGGAGCAUUCCUUCACAAAGGCGCGUUCUGCAGAAACUACUUUAACCUUUUGGACCUGCUCGUUGUUGGCGUGUCUCUGGUGUCUUUUGGCAUUCAGUCAUCUGCUAUCUCAGUGGUGAAGAUCCUUCGUGUUUUAAGGGUCCUUCGUCCACUCAGAGCCAUCAACAGAGCCAAAGGGCUUAAGCAUGUGGUCCAGUGCGUGUUUGUGGCCAUCAGGACCAUUGGCAACAUCAUGAUCGUCACCACGUUGCUGCAGUUCAUGUUUGCUUGUAUCGGAGUGCAGCUCUUCAAGGGGAAAUUUUACCGAUGCACGGACGAUGCAAAGUCCAGUCCAGAGGAGUGCAAAGGCACAUACAUCCUCUACAAUAAUGGCGAUACAGCAAUGCCUGUGGUGAAGGAGCGGAUCUGGUACAACAGCGACUUCAACUUUGACAACGUCCUUAUGGCAAUGAUGGCUCUUUUUACUGUAUCCACCUUUGAGGGAUGGCCCACUUUGCUGUACAAGGCCAUCGACUCCAGCAGGGAGAACAUGGGUCCCAUCUACAACUACCGUAUCGAGAUCUCCAUCUUUUUCAUCAUAUACAUUAUCAUCAUCGCCUUUUUUAUGAUGAACAUCUUUGUUGGUUUCGUGAUUGUCACCUUCCAAGAGCAGGGAGAGAAAGAGUACAAGAACUGCGAGUUGGACAAGAACCAGCGUCAGUGUGUGGAAUAUGCCCUCAAAGCUCGUCCUCUGCGGCGAUACAUCCCCAAGAACCCCUAUCAGUACAAGUUCUGGUAUGUGGUCAACUCCACUGGAUUUGAGUACGUCAUGUUUGUCCUAAUCAUCCUCAACACCCUGUGUCUGGCGAUUCAGCAUCACGGUCAGUCUCAUCUGUUUAACUACGCCAUGGACAUCCUCAACAUGGUCUUCACUGGGGUUUUCACUGUGGAGAUGAUCCUCAAGCUCAUUGCCUUCAAGCCCAGAAACUAUUUUGCUGAUGCAUGGAACACAUUUGAUGCCUUAAUUGUUGUGGGUAGCGUGGUUGACAUUGCCAUCACUGAGAUCAAUUCGGCAGCCAUUCCUGUUGUCAAGGUGAUAGUGGACCCAGGGAACACGGAGGACAGCGCCCGCAUCUCCAUCACCUUCUUCCGCCUGUUCAGGGUCAUGCGACUGGUCAAGCUGCUGAGCAGGGGCGAGGGCAUCAGGACCCUGCUGUGGACUUUCAUCAAGUCCUUCCAGGCUUUGCCCUAUGUCGCGCUCCUCAUAGCCAUGCUGUUCUUCAUAUACGCUGUCAUCGGAAUGCAGGUGUUUGGGAAAAUCGCCAUGGUGGAUGGAACUCAAAUCAACCGCAACAACAACUUUCAAACUUUUCCUCAGGCUGUCCUCAUGUUAUUCAGAUGUGCCACAGGUGAGGCCUGGCAGGAGAUCAUGCUGGCCUGUCUGCCAGGGAAGCUGUGUGAUUCAGAGUCUGACUACAACCCCGGGGAGGAGAGAACCUGCGGCAGCAGCUUCGCAAUUAUCUACUUCAUCAGCUUCUACAUGCUCUGCGCUUUUCUGAUCAUCAACCUAUUUGUAGCUGUGAUCAUGGACAACUUUGACUAUCUGACGCGUGACUGGUCCAUUCUGGGACCACACCAUCUGGAUGAGUUUAAAAGGAUUUGGUCCGAGUACGACCCUGAAGCCAAGGGCAGAAUAAAGCAUCUUGAUGUGGUGACCCUGCUGAGGAGGAUCCAGCCUCCACUGGGCUUUGGCAAGCUCUGCCCCCAUAGAGUGGCCUGCAAACGUCUGGUGGCAAUGAACAUGCCCCUGAACAGUGAUGGGACCGUAAUGUUUAACGCCACCUUGUUCGCUCUGGUUCGUACUGCGCUUAAGAUUAAGACUGAGGGUAACCUGGAGCAAGCCAAUGAGGAGCUCAGAGCUGUCAUCAAGAGAAUCUGGAAGAGGACCAGUAUGAAGCUCUUGGACCAGGUGGUGCCCCCCGCAGGCGAUGACGAGGUAACAGUGGGGAAGUUCUAUGCCACCUUCCUGAUACAGGAUUACUUCAGGAAGUUCAAGAGGCGCAAGGAGCAGGGUCUCGUGGGAAGGCGCUCGUGGGAGAGACUGAACACCACCAUGGCUCUGCAGGCCGGCUUGCGCACCCUGCAUGAUAUUGGGCCAGAGAUCCGUCGAGCCAUAUCAUGUGACCUGCAGGAGGAAGGGCUGGUAGACACGAACGGGGAGGAAGACGAAGAAAUUUACAGGCGUAACGGUGGUCUUUUUGGGAACCACGUCAACCAUGUAGGAGAGGACCAAGGCACCGCUCACCCAACCACCGUCACACAGCGGCCCCUCCAGAUCCUGCCCUUCUGCCCUAGCGCCUCAUUUGAGCCCAACCAAACCGACAGGAGGGCCAGCAGCCAUGAGGGGGAAGGAGACACAGAGAUAAACUCCUCUCCCAUCCAGUACAACCACAACUAUCACCCCCCUCAUCUGUACAAUUACCCGAACUGUAAUUCCACUUGCCAUCAGUCGCCAAUACCCUCCAAUGCCAACCUCAACAACGCCAACGUGCCCUCACUUCUCUCCAUGACCAACAGGAGGCAACAGAAGUGUUUGAUAAAGCCAGACCGCCCGUCCUCUAUUAAAAAUCAAUCAUCAGUGUCUACUCAUACCAGCGAAGCGCGGGAGAAGUCCUGGAAGUCACACUCCGCACGGACCCGUUACUAUGAAGCCUACAUUAGGUCAGAACACGAUGGUGGACUUUACCCCACUAUUUGUCGAGAGGAGUCUGGGGCCAAGGAGAGUGACGACGAGAGAGCCUCUGGAUAUUUGGGUGGAGAGGAGUUCCAUGAGGAUGACAUCAUGCUCACAAGAGACAGGUUGUCCAGUAAGCAGUGCUGCGAUACAGGGGCAGUCUGUGACCUUGAGGUUUUUAGGCCUGAUCGAAAGUCGGAUAGUUACUAUGACGACGACCAACGGCCAAUUUACCAAGAGAGUGGACGGUCGCCCAGGAAAUGGUUUUUACUUUCACCUCAAGUCUCCAACAGACCAACGUUUAGUUUUGAGUGUCUUCGCAGAAAAAGCGAGGAUGACGCCCCCCCCUCGCCGUCGUGUGCAGCGCUUCCACUGCACCUGGUGCAGCAGCAGGUGAUGGCGGUGGCCGGACUGGACGCCAGCAGAAUUCACUGCCGGUCUCCGACCAGGUCUCUCCGCUCCUGGGCCACUCCUCCUGCCUCACCCCUCAGCCGAGACUGCUCCCCUUGCUACACACCGCUCAUACAGGUCGACUGGAGAAGUUCCGGUAGCGUCGGCAACAUCCCUGGAGCAGUGAGGAGGAGUUUGUGGUACACAGACGGGUCCCCGAGCCGCAGCCACUCUCCGUCGCGUCUGCAGUUGCCUGCGGAGACGUGCCCUCACUUCCUGCAGAAGAGAGGCAGCGCCAACAGUCUGGUGGAGGCAGUGCUGAUUUCUGAAGGUCUGGGAAAAUAUGCCAGAGACCCAAAGUUCGUGUCCGCGACCAAGCUCGAGAUCGCAGACGCCUGCGAGAUGACGAUCGACGAGAUGGAGAGCGCCGCCAGUAAUCUGCUGAACGGGAGUAUGGGGAGUGGGAACAGUGGGAACAGUGGGAACAGUGGGAACAGUGGGGAAACGGGGAACGCCAGCCUGGACCCAAACGCCACUGCGCUUCUUAGAGACUGCAGCAUCCGCGACUACAGCGACGAGGAGCCGUACGUGACGGUGAAAUGCGAGGAGGACCUAACGGAUGAGAUGAUAUGGAUCACGUCGCUAUAGCGACGGCUCCCGCGGGGAGUUUUUAGGUUUUUUCAAUUGAAUUUCUAUAUGUUGUUCCACAUCUGUGCGUCCUGAGGACAGAAUCUGUAACACAUAGAUGGACAGGAGAACAAAGUGCCUUGUUUUCUCUUUUCUGGGGAGCGAAGAGUUAAAAAUGCUGGAGAGAAACUGUUGGAUCUAUACAAAGCUGAGAUAAAUUUACCAAAUAUUGAACCCAGUGGGAAUCAAAUCUGCCACUCUGACUGCUGCUUAGCAGGAAUUUAGGAGACUCCUUAGAAGUAGUGUUUCAUUUUCUUUUCUUACUAACAACGGUUUAAUUCAGAGCCAAUCCAAAGUUGGUAAAAACAACCCAGCUGUUGAUAUUUACUCUGACAUGCACUGUUUAUACUGUAUGAAUAGUCAUUCACAUGUGGCACUACUCCAAUACUACUGACAUGGUUCUUCAAUUUGAAACUAAUUUUACUAAAUUGUUAACAGACAUUUCCAGAAGACACAUUGUUUAUGAGGCAUCUGUGGCAUCUCCAAAGGAAACUGACAAAGAUGUGUUUGUGAAUGGGCCCAGAUGCUGUAUUCAGCAGACAUUCAUGUAAAUAAACUAUGUUUUCGCUGCCAAUAGUCACAUUAUGCUCUUCACGUUGUCUGCAUAAUGUUUUUGGCCUCCAUGACUGCGAUUGCUUGAAAACACACACACGUUUGUACAUUAAUGCGCUCUAGCUGAUCUCAGUGCAGCGUGACGAUCAGGCUGAGCCGGGUCAGUCCAGCCGGUGAAUCUGGGAGCUGCUCUGGGUUCAAACUUCAGGGAUUCAGGGUUAAAUGUUGCUUGUCUCUGUUUUGACUUGAAAAGGAAAAAUCACAUAUCAGAAAAAGACCCAUUGUCCUCAGGCAUAUCGUCUUGUUUCAUGUGCAGACUGGCACGACACAGAAGAGCUGUGAGUUUCUCCCCUUCACACCACGAAAAUAACUCUUUACCUUAAGACCAAGAAGAAAAUUAGGAAUUUAAUUGAACAUUUCAUGCAUUUUAACCAAAAUGGAAGAGACCUUUACAUUAUUAAAACUGAGUUACUGAGUUUUCACAGACAAUUUUUUUGGGAUGUGACUAACACUUUAGAUUUCCAUAUAACAUAUAGGUGCAGGAGUCAUAACAGUGUGGUGAGUUUAACUAAUGACUAAUAGUGACUAAUGUGCUUUAAAGUACAUUUCUGAAGGCUAUGAAAACAGGUGGUGCUGUCUCAUACACCUGUCUCAUUCUCCUGCUGAGUCAGGUCUGACGUUAUUUGAGUCAUGACUGGAUUAAUAUCUUACUGCCUCCGGCGUUGUUUGCAGGUUCAUGUCCUACUAAUAGUUUCUCUGAGUUCCUUCAAAGCUGCUGUCUGCAUGGAUAUUUAAAAAGUUGCAAGAGAAACGACGACUUUAUUAUUUGUAUUUGACCGUAUAUAAAUUGGGGUGUAUAUAGUGUGCUCUUGGACUGAGGUGAUUGUUGUUCGUUGCCUUUUGUAUUUGUUUACUAUUGUCCCACCACCAGUUUGAGUGAAUAACAUUUAAAACAUAGCUUAAAAAGACUCUGUUCUGUCCUCAGCCACUGCCAAUGGUCAUUAUGUCUUUAGGUGAAACAGCAACACUGGGUCAGACAUCUCUGCUUUCCUCUUUUAUCAACCUAAAUGCUGUUGUGAGGGCAACUUGGUCGAUCUGCGUUAUUAAAGGGCUCCUUCAAAUAUAAAACCAAAACAAAAGAUAUUCGUUUGCUGCUGGACUCAUUGGAUAAAAUGAAGUCCUGUUGCCAUGUCCUAACUAUGGAAUAAGUCGGGUAAACGGGAAUGUUCAACAGUAGUUUCUGACUUUUUCAGGUUUUUAGUGGCCAAUACAGAUAAAAAAAAGACUUAUGCAUUUUCUAUUUGCAUGUAAAGUGUGUAUAAAGUUUAUGGCUAAUAUUAUUGUUAGUACAUCUCUAACCAACCUGGAGGCUUAUUCACUUGUUCUUAAACAUUUCUGGGCCAUCGAUCAGCUGAUACAGACGCUGUGGGACACGCUGUAGUGUGCUGCACCGUUGGUUGGACACACAAAUAAAAAUAAAAGGGUUCGCUUGUAUUUGAGUCGGCCGCGUUUACUUCAGCUCCUACAGCUCUUGUCAAACAACGUGUGUAGUCUAACAAUCAUUUUGAGAACAAACCAAUGCAAAUUACUCGAUCACUACAAACGUUUUGUGUAUAAAGUAUAAACAGUAUAAAUGGGACUAUUUUAAUUAAAACCAAUUUGUUUAUUUAACUUGGAAGUUGGAAACUCAUUGGCAGUAAAACCACAAAUAUAAAUUCCAGAUGAUUUUCAGUACAACUUAUUACAGAAAUUAAUCAUGAAACAACUCACAACCACUGCUUUAUAACAACAAUGUAUAAAAUCUGUAUAGUGUUUGUAAAAAAUAUGUGAUGAACUUCAACAUUACCGCUUUCUACCCACCUGUUGUAUGAAUAUUAAAAAAAAUCUACUUUGUAGCAAGUAUUAGUAACUUAUAGAUUUUGUACUAUUAUAAACAAAAACUGGUUUUGUAUAUUUGAAUUCUCGCUUGAAACGACAAGGAAUCUGCUUUUUGUAAGAACCACUGAAUAAAGUCAUGAGGACAAAGUCUG